Messenger RNA from Erpetoichthys calabaricus (reedfish), 5451 nucleotides. RefSeq names its product nidogen 2a (osteonidogen) (gene nid2a). Gene Ontology annotation, molecular function: calcium ion binding. Gene Ontology annotation, cellular component: basement membrane. Gene Ontology annotation, biological process: cell-matrix adhesion. The record is from RefSeq and is a predicted model, not a curated record. Lineage: Eukaryota; Metazoa; Chordata; Cladistia; Polypteriformes; Polypteridae.
GUUCAGAAACGGAGCGAGACUUGUUUGAAAUUGCACAUCCCCAGAGCGGUGGUGUACAUGCUGCUUUACUCGUAAGCUGUUAGAUCUCGACAGGGUGAAACUCUCCAACUAAUGCAGCGGCAGUGCAGUUAGCGGUCGAAGUGCCACGCCUUUUUGUGUCAUAUACUCGGGAUCGGAAAUUUUCGCUACGGUAUUUCUAAAAUACAGGGCAAGCAGGGCUAUGAGAAACUCUUUGUGGGACUGAAAAAUGUAACAAGAACCAGAUGUUAGGGAUGUCCAUCGGAAAACUCCUAGCCAAUCACGGCCCCGCAAAGUUCUUGGCGUCCCCGCCCACUUUGGCGAGAUACUUCUCAGCAGGUCAGGGUGCAAAUUGUUCUUGACUUGCGAUUUCAGCGCUUGACUCGCUGUGUAAAUGUAGGCAGUCCCUGACGACCCUCUUUUUCAGCUGUAGUCCCAACUCCGUUAUCUCCUCUUUUCCCAGCGUGUCUGUGGUGGUGCUGCUGCUGGUUACCGUAUUCCGUCGGAGACUGAGAGAUGUACCUCAAAGUGGGACUUUUUCAUUUCCAGCUCUUAUGCGCUGGCUUUUUAGUGACAGCGAUUCAAAGGGAAGAUCUUUUCCAAUAUGGACCGGGAAGUGGCGAUUCCGUUCUGCAGGAUGGAGACGACGAGACAUCUGAGGUGGUCAAGCUGGAAAGACGCUUGUACUUUUAUGAAGCAGAGUUUAGCGACCUCUAUGUUGGCACCAAUGGAAUCAUCUCAAUGCAGGAUUUUCCUCGGGAGACCCAAUAUGUGGAUGAUGGCUUCCCCACUGAAUUCCCUGUAAUUGCCCCUUUUCUAGCUGAUAUUGAUACAAGCAAAGGGAAAGGAAAAAUCUACUACCGUGUAGACAGUUCAGCAGAGGUGCUUGAGAGAGCUGCACUGGAGGUCAAGAGGGGCUUUCCAGAGACAACCUUCAAACCGAGCCAUGUAUUCAUUGUGACUUGGGACAGAGUGGGGCCCUAUGAGGAACCGACAAGGAAUUCUGGACCCUCCAACAGGGUGAACACUUUCCAGGCAGUGCUCCCAUACGAUGGCACAGAUACCUAUGCUCUGUUCCUUUAUCCAGACAAUGAGCUGCACUUUUUUGGAACCCGGCCCAAAGAGUCCUAUAAUGUGCAGCUGGAACUGCCAGCCCGUGUGGGCUUCAGUCGAGGAGAGUUGGUUAAUCUACGGCGAGAUGGGCCAUUCUACAGCCUGACCAGCAGCGAACAGACAGUCAAGAACCUCUACCAGGUGGGAAAUGCUGGGGUACCAGGGCUGUGGAUCUUCCACAUUGGAAGCAGCUUUCCUUUCGAUAAUGUGGUUCCUCCUGAAAUAGCUACGCAUACGUCAGGUGGACCAACUGUGGUGUCUCUGGACAGAGCUCUUAGUCACCCAGGACAAGACAGCCUGUUUGAUGGUAAUAUUGAUUCUGAGUCUGAAGAGUACAAUGUGGAUCCUAACUAUGAUGAUGAAGAAGAGGAGUUUCCUAGUCCAUCUCUGCCAGACCAGCCUACUGCAGAAGGGCAUGAGUUCCCAUAUGAGUCUUUACCAAAUCCUCUAACGACUGAGUCUCCUUUGCCAGUUCCUUACCCUCACUCAGAUUUUGGCAGUCUCCCAGAAGAUGAGACACCGAAACAUGAUUUAGCCUUAUCAACCACUGAAAAACAAGAAGAUGUCUUCCCUGAAGAGACAACACGGUCUCCCGCUGGUCACACCACCACCUAUCUGGCAUCUCCAGGCCCCGUGGUUGAGGUGCCACCUGAGUCAGAUGUACCUGCAAUAUACCCAGAAGAAGAAAUCAUAUCCCUAGUCAAUGCAAAACCACCAAGUGCAAAGAAUCGGCAUGUGGUCACUGUUGAUGAGGAAGUGAAUUUUGAUACUGGCGUAUUUGUGUAUACAACGGAGAACAAGGAGACAUGCGCUCAAUUUGAGCGUCAGUGUUCGCAGCAUGGAUAUUGCACAGACUACUCCUCAGGCUUCUGCUGUCACUGCACAUCGGGCUACUAUGGAAAUGGGAGACACUGUCUGCCGGAAGGUGUGCCACACCGCGUCAAUGGAAAAGUGAGUGGCCAAAUAUCGGUUGGUAUUGCUCAGGUGGACCUUUCCAACAUGGACCUCCAUGCCUAUGUUGUUGUGAGUGACGGCAGGGCCUACACCGCAAUCAGCGAUGUGCCUGAACCAGCCGGCUGGGCACUGAUGCCUGUGUCAACCAUUGGGGGAUUGUUUGGCUGGCUGUUUGCUCUGGAGUUGCCUAACCAUGAAAAUGGAUUCAGCAUUGCAGGUGCCAUCUUUACACGGUAUGCUGAGAUCACCUUCUAUCCAGGGAAUGAAAAGCUUCGAGUAACCCAGGAAGUGAAGGGACUAGAUGCUGAAAAUCACCUCACUGUCCACACCCAGAUUCAUGGACAUGUUCCUUUUGUACCUCCGGGUGCCACUGUGCAGAUUGAACCAUUCAAGGAAAUUUAUCACUACCAUCCAUCAGUGGUGACAUCGACAUCAACUCAAGAGUACAAAGUGAUAUCUGCAGGAGGCCACUCAGAGACCUUUUCAUACCGCAUCAGCCAGAAUAUUUCAUAUUAUGAGUGUCGUCAUGCACCAAAAACAGUUCCUAAUGCUCAACAGCUUCGUUUGGAGCGUGUCUUUGUUUUGUACAGUAAGGAUGAGCAAGUGCUGCGAUAUGCUAUCACCAACCAGAUUGGACCCGUUGGAGGAGAUCCCAAACCUGUUGUGGAGAAUCCCUGUUACAGUGGCACUCAUGAGUGUGACAUGACGGCCCAGUGCAUCCCAGGAGAUGGACUGCAGUACCAGUGUCAGUGUGCCACUGGGUAUAGGGGAGAUGGCACCAACUGCUUUGAUAUUGAUGAGUGUGCCGAGGGCCUAGUCAGCUGUGGAAGUCAAGCCUUGUGCAUCAACUUGCAGGGAACUCACCGAUGUGAGUGUCGGAGAGGUUAUGAAUUUGCUUCUGAUGGCAGGACUUGUGUUGAUGUGGACGAAUGCAAUCAUCACAACUGCCACCCCCAUGCCACGUGUCACAACACGCCUGGAUCUUACAACUGCCGGUGCCUUGGAGGGUAUGAUGGAGACGGAUUCCAGUGCACGCCACAUCCUGAGAUCACAUCCCGGCCCAAAACGACCUGUGAACAGCAUCGAGACAGCUUGCUGGUAGCCCGACCUGCUGUAGGAGCCUACAUUCCUCAAUGUGAUGAAGAAGGUCGUUAUCAACUACUGCAGUGCCAUGGCUCUACAGGCUACUGCUGGUGUGUGGACAGCUGGGGCCAGGAGCGCACAGGAACAAGAACAUCCCCUGGAAAGGCACCACCUCGCUGUGAGCUGCCAGAUGUUCCAUCUCGUCUAAAAACUGCCUGUGAACAGCAUAGAGACAAUCUACAGGCUGAGCUGAAUCAAAGAGGGUCGCAGCCCAAUGUGGGAGCCUACAUACCCCAGUGUGAUGAAGAGGGCAAUUACAGACCCCUCCAGUGUCACGGCUCUACAGGCUACUGUUGGUGUGUAGACAGCAGGGGUCAAGAACGUCCUGGGACAAGGACCCCCCCUGGCUCCACACUAUCAGUCUGUGUAGAGACUGCUACAUCCCGUCCUAAAACCGCCUGUGAGCGACACCGAGACACGUUACUGGCACAGCUUAGUGCACAGGGGAGGCUGGCCUUUUUGGGAGCUUAUAUCCCCCAGUGUGAAGAAGAUGGAAGUUUCCAGCCUCUGCAGUGUCAUGGCUCCACGGGUCACUGCUGGUGUGUGGACAGCACUGGAGUGGAACGCCCUGGGACUAGAACUGUUCCUGGAACUCCACCAUUAAACUGCAACCAGCCAGAACCAACUCCGCGAUCAGCAACAAUGUGUGAGCGCUGGAGGAGCAGUCUGCUGGAGCACUAUGGGGGUCAGCCUGCUCCUCACCAUUAUAUCCCACAGUGUGAUGACUUGGGAAACUUCAGCCCUCUGCAGUGCUAUGGGGACAAUAGUUAUUGCUGGUGUGUGGAUGCACAGGGCCGAGAAGUGUCUGGCACUCGCUCGCACAGUGGAAUCAUCCCAGCAUGUCUACCAACUGUACCUCCUCCCACCUUGCAGCCAACACCUCGCCCAGAUGUGACCCCACCUCCCUUGGGUACUGUCUUGCUUUAUGCACAAGGACAACAGAUUGGCUCUCUGCCACUCAAUGGCACCCGAAUCAAUAAGGAGAAGGCUGCUGUGGUCCUGGCACUUCAUGGUUCCAUUGUUGUGGGCAUUGACUAUGACUGCAGAGAGAGGAUGGUGUACUGGACAGACGUCGCUGGGAGAACAAUCAGCAAAGCCAGUCUGCAGGCUGGGUCAGAGCCGGAAAUCAUUAUCAACUCGGGACUCCUAAGUCCAGAAGGCCUUGCUGUGGACCACGUGCGACGAAAAAUGUUCUGGGUGGACAGCGGUAUGGAUAAGAUUGAAACUGCCAGACUGGAUGGCACCGAGAGACGUGUUCUGUUUGAUACUGACCUGGUCAACCCCAGGGCCAUUGUGGUGGACUCCCAUAGAGGGAACCUGUACUGGACGGACUGGAAUCGGGAAGCUCCAAAAAUUGAAACAUCCACUUUGGAUGGCGAGAACCGACGUGUACUGGUCAGCCGGGACAUUGGCCUACCCAACGCCUUAACCUUUGACUAUUUCCGAAAACAGAUUUGCUGGGCGGACGCAGGCACCAAGCGACUGGAAUGCAUUCUACCAGAUGGCUCAGGAAGACACGCGAUUCACAGCAACCUGAAUUACCCCUUCGGUAUGACCGUCCAUUCCAACCACUUCUAUUACACAGACUGGAGAAGAGAUGGUGUGAUAGCAGUCAGCAGAGAAGCCAGCCAGCUCACAGAUGAGUAUCUUCCUGAUCAAAGAUCUCACCUGUAUGGGAUCACAGUCGCCCUGCCACGCUGCUUUUACGGGAGAAAGUGAGGCAGACGCUGGAGGACAGAAGCAUGCACAGAGCUGAGUCUGCAGGAGCCAAGAAAGGGGGCCAGCGGACCGAAGAGGCCCCCACGGCAUAAGCAGCACUGCAGACAUCAGCAAAGACCAGCAGACCCAAGGGGGCGUCUAACGAGAUACCAAGACACAAACGAACUUUUCAAACAACUUUUUUGUAUUUUUUUUUUUAAUAUUUUGUAAAUUACUUUUUUAUACCUCAUUUUACUACUGUAUUUUUUUUUCCAAAAGACAAAAAGGCCCCCCCCCCCCCCCCCAUGUAAAAUACUGCGGGGCUGUGUCACCUGAAAACAGCAAGCAGAAUCCACUCGAGUCGCUUGCACUGGAGCACAGGGAGAACAUCGACACGAGCGGGCAGGGCAGACUGACAAACACCCUGUGGAUGAACCGGGUUUCCUCAAAAUUUCUUCCUGCUCUUUCCCAGUAUUUUGUGUCAGAAUAUAUUUAUAACAUUAAAGAUGCAGUUCAGGGCUUGGA